CUGUGUCUUUAAAGUCGUGCAGAGGGGAGCCCGUACUAAAGAAAGGAGGGGGCUGCUGUGCGCCAGUUGGAGGUAUCUGCCUGUCGCAGCGCUUGCUGUUGACAUUAAGAAGAGCGUGUCGGUGGUCCAGCGGGGAGGUACAGAGCGAUCGGAAGGCACUGAUACUAAAGACUGAAGCAGGUCCAGGCAAAUAUUCAGCAGACCCGUGAUACAUGGAUGGACAGAGAAGCACUGCAAUCGGGAUUAAGUUGUCAGCCGGCGCGAGAAAUUUCUGGAUAUAAUGGGAAAUUCAACACCUAAACCUUUGAUAGUAGAUACAACUCUGCAACCCCGCCCGGUGGCUACUCGGCAGUACUACACCCUGCCUAACAAUGGGGCAGCUGUUGAGAGAAGAACGUCUGCUCCCCCAGUCAGUAUCAACAUGGAGUCACCUCGCUUUCACCCACAUGCUAAAGGCAAGAACAUCAGGCUGGAUGGGCAGCUUCGGCGUGCCACCCGUAAGAACAGUUUCUGCAACGGCAUCACUUUCAGCCAUCGGCCUGUGCACCUUUAUGAAAAGGUGCGUCUUCGCUUGACUGGUGUGCACACUGGAUGGAGUGGAGCUUUACGUUUUGGUUUUACUAGCUUGGAUCCCAGUGAAUUAGCUGCUGCUGAUAUCCCCAAGUAUGCUUGCCCAGACCUGGUGACUCGGCCCGGUUACUGGGCCAAGGCUCUGCCCGAGAGACUGGCGCUGAAGGACAACAUUUUGGCUUUCUGGGCUGAUCGCCAUGGAAGAGUUUUCUAUAGCAUCAACGAAGGCGAGCCCAUCCUCUUUCACUGUGGACUCAGCAUCGGCUGUCCACUGUGGGCCAUCAUAGAUAUCUACGGCAUCACUCAGGAGGUCACACUGCUUGACAGCACGUUUGCUGAGAGUGUGGGAUCCAGCUGCCUGAGUGCGGCCCGUCUGAGUGCCUAUCUCCCCCAGAGUAGCCACGACUCAGCCAAUUACAGCAACAAUCAGUUGGAAAACAACCAGGCGGCUGCUGCCAAGAUGGCCAACCUCCAGCUCAAUAACUACACUCAGCUCAUCCCCUGCUGCUCCUCCACCUCUUCCUCCUCCACAUCAUCCUCAUCUGCUUCCACUGGAUUCAUUGUCCCAAGGGUGGUCCGGGGUCUCUCUUCUCCUCUGGACAAUGAUUUGCACUUUCACCUCAUCCGUGGCUCUGAUGUAAUACUCUCUGCAGACCGUUCAGCUGCUUGCAUUCAUUUUCUGGACAGCAGUCGGACUCUGGUGUUCACUGACAGGCCCUUUCACGUGGGUGAGACUUUGUACGUGGAGGUUGGCCACCUGGGCCUGCCAUACUUUGGGGCGUUGUCAUUUGGUUUAACAUCCUGUGACCCAGCUAAUCUACAUGCUGGGGACCUUCCAGCAGACCCUGAAGUUCUUCUGGACCGCAAAGAGUAUUGGGUGGUGCACCGGGUCUUCCCGAUGCCUUGCUCUGGAGACAUGCUCAGCUUCAGUCUGCUGCCCAGUGGAGAGGUGCACCACGGGGUGAACGGAGUGGGACGUGGCAGGCUGAUCUGUGUGGACUCCUCUCAGGUCCUGUGGGCCUUUUUCACCCUGCAUGGGGCUGUUAACAGACUCAGGAUACUUGGAACAUUGCAGUCCAGUCCUCCUUCUACAUCCCCCACCACUUCACAGAGCAGCAGCCCAGAUGACAGUGACUCAGACCUGGCAUUCAGUGUCAACAGAUCCUCCUCUGCCUCUGAAUCCUCUCUGGUGACUGCUCCCAGCUCGCCUCUCAGUCCUCCCACCUCUCCGGCUCUCACUGCCUCAGAACUGCCCUCUGCAGGAAAAAACGGAGAAUGCACAGUUUGCUUUGACCAAGAGGUCGACACAGUUAUCUACACCUGCGGACACAUGUGCCUGUGCAACGACUGCGGGCUCAAGUUGAAAAGACAGAUUAAUGCCUGCUGUCCGAUAUGCCGGAGGCCUAUCAAAGAUGUUAUCAAAACAUAUCGGCCGUGAUGGCUCAAAAGUUCAAACAGGUGAGGUGACUUCCGCUGUAGGAUACCACCUGUUGCUCCUUCUCAGGCUUUGCUGUACACGUGUACAUGGAUCUUGAUCCCAACUGGAGAUUAGCCACACUAGGACAUAACUGUGCCUAUCAGAUUUUAUAUCUUGAGACAGACUGAACUGUGUUGAGGCUCAUUUUUAAUACACAGUAUCCAUACAUGAGCACCUGGGUUCUGGCUAUGAAAGAAGAGAUGAAACCCGUGCUCCCGUUUUGUAUCUCCCAUGUGAUGUUACAUCUAUUCGUUGAGCAGAAAAAGCCUCUCCUGAAUAUCUCGUUUGUCAUCGUCCUAGAAUUAUGUGUGCUUUAGCAGAAUAUGCGGACCAUCAUCUAUGACUUCUAGUGCCUUAGAUUUUUGUCACAUAAUGUGUCCAAGUAAUUAUACUAACAAUCCUAGCCAUAUUUCCAAUGUACAGUACUAAAAGUUUGUGGUGGGAAAGGGCACAGAAUUUAUGCAAUAAAAGUUGUAGUAGUAGGUAGGAAGAAGGUUCUAGUAUAUAUGAGUGUGUUGGAUUUGAAUGUUUGAAAAGUGUAAUAGAAAGGACCCGGCUUUGCACAACGUGAGAUUAAUAAAAUGAUUUAAGUGUG
This is a messenger RNA of Pundamilia nyererei, 2642 nucleotides long. RefSeq names its product neuralized E3 ubiquitin protein ligase 1B (gene neurl1b). The transcript is spliced from 6 exons. The coding region runs from base 281 to 2008 and encodes 575 amino acids. Lineage: Eukaryota; Metazoa; Chordata; Actinopteri; Cichliformes; Cichlidae. Gene Ontology annotation, biological process: ubiquitin-dependent endocytosis. The record is from RefSeq and is a predicted model, not a curated record. Gene Ontology annotation, cellular component: early endosome. Gene Ontology annotation, molecular function: ubiquitin protein ligase activity.